AUGACUCCAAAGAUGUUCAUUUGUGAGGUUCCAGAGAAAGUUGUGGAAGAUGGAGAUUGUUUUUGGAUUCAGGGUUCUGUAGUGGACGUAGAAAUGGGGGAAAGUGGGGAGCUGGAGAUGAUAACACUGGAUGAUGGAACCUCAAGCAUUAAAAUUUCAAUAAAGGAUAAGCUCAAGGAUGUAAAUUAUGAGGGUUUUAAUGAGAAAGCCGUAGUGAUUUACAGAGGACUUGUUGAAGAGCUAGUUCAGAAGGGGAAGUAUAUUUCAACUGUUUGUCAACUGAAUGAAGGUUUGUUUAAGGUCCUUCAUAUUUCAGAUAGCAUUAACAAAAGUAGAGACUCAGAAAAUGAGUGGAUAAAUAGUAUUAUUAGAUCGAGAAAUUUUCGUGAGGAUGAACUAUAA
Cryptosporidium ubiquitum is the source of this 402-nucleotide messenger RNA. RefSeq lists its product as uncharacterized. Bases 1 to 402 code for a protein of 133 amino acids. The record is from RefSeq and is a predicted model, not a curated record. NCBI's taxonomy places the organism in Eukaryota, Apicomplexa, Conoidasida, Eucoccidiorida, Cryptosporidiidae. The transcript has a single exon.